AUGCCAUUCAAUUUGUCGUCCUUCUACAUGGCACCAAUAUGGGCAUCAAGAAACAAUGAAAUCUCCAAACGACAAACGAACGAGAAUGACUAUGAUUUUAAUCCCCUGGAAUUCUACAGAAGUCUGGAGAGUAUAAUAGAAAGCUAUGGCUUUGACAAAUCUUGCUGGAAACGCUCGAUUUGUGAAUUGGCUCGUCAUCCCUUCGAGAGGAUCGAUGAUAAUUGGUUAAUAGAUCUCGUAACAUUCGUAAUGACCCCUUCUCAGUUCAAAAUAAUAUCUGCCCAUGAAGCUGAAGAACAACCAAAUCCUUACAAUUUAGCCGAACAUCUGGGACGCUCUGGAAAACUAUGCCAUCAUUUGUACCCGAAGUGUAAGAAUGAUCCUCUGAAUAUGUUGACAAUCGUUUUCGAAUAA
This is a messenger RNA of Stomoxys calcitrans (stable fly), 414 nucleotides long. RefSeq lists its product as uncharacterized. The transcript is spliced from 3 exons. The coding region runs from base 1 to 414 and encodes 137 amino acids. Lineage: Eukaryota; Metazoa; Arthropoda; Insecta; Diptera; Muscidae. The record is from RefSeq and is a predicted model, not a curated record.